Messenger RNA from Aspergillus melleus, 1221 nucleotides. RefSeq lists its product as uncharacterized. NCBI's taxonomy places the organism in Eukaryota, Fungi, Ascomycota, Eurotiomycetes, Eurotiales, Aspergillaceae. Gene Ontology annotation, molecular function: glycosyltransferase activity. The transcript has a single exon. The record is from RefSeq and is a predicted model, not a curated record. Bases 1 to 1221 code for a protein of 406 amino acids.
AUGGACGCUCCUCUCUAUACAUGCCCAGUAGGCCUGCACGAGAUACCCGCCAAUGAACUUGAUCUACGCCCCGAUUUUGAGGUGGACCAUGAUCUCCUGUUUCCCCGGGCAAUUACCGACGAGAAGAAUAUCUGGUUUUUCUGGCACUCGGGAUACCAAAGCAUGCACCCCUACGCGAAACGCAACGUCCGCGGUUGGCAUCGUCGUUUCUCGCGCAAAGGCUGGACAAUUCGCGUCGUUGACCGUCUGCUCGACUCCCCCUCGAAUGUGUCCAAAUUCUUGGAUACGAAUGACCUUGCCAAUUUCCCCCAGGCAUACGUCGAGAACUGUCUCUCGGGCGAAUACGCGCUGCAGCACACAUCCGACCUCGUACGGUUCCCACUCCUCCUCAAAUAUGGCGGUGUCUAUGCCGACGUGGGCAUGAUUCAGAUCGGAGACUUGGACCGCAUGUGGACCGAAACCGUGGCCAACCCGGCAUCCCCAGUCGAGGUUCUCUCGUAUAACUGCGCCGGCGUCCAGCCGUUGAGUCUGGCCAAUUACUUUCUAAUGUCCCGCCCUAGCAACCCAUUCUUUGACCGGUGCCACAGACUCUUGUUGAAGCUAUGGGAAGGACGGACCAGUACCGAAGGAAUGUCGAAGAGCCCGUUGCUCAAAGGUGUUCCGUUCAUGAACCCUUCGGCCAGUUUUGAGGAGGAUGGCAAGACUUUCAGUCCCGAAGAAGUCAGCAUACUGUUGACGGACUACAUCAUUCAAGGUCAAGUUAUGUCAUUGGUUAUGGGUCUUGUAGAUGAGGAAGAGAAAUGGAACGGUCCCGAAUAUGUAGCCAGACACAUCUUCGGCAUCGACUACAUGGUCGGAUCGCAGCUUAUCAACGAUCUGACGGCCUGGAACGGGGCCAAGGCGUUCGAGUUAAUGUCGCUUCCCAUGCCACAAAAAGGAGAGAACGAAUCGGAGGACCAAAGGCUCGCGAGAGAGAUCGUGGAGGCAUGUCUGUCAGCGAGCUUUGGAUUUAAAUUGGCUCAUGGUUUCAUCUUGAAAGUGUUUGGACACACUCUUGGGUCUCUUUGGAGACAGCAUGAUGGGUCGGAUAAUAUACCCAACACUUACGCCCACUGGCUGCGAUACGGCGUGGUGCACUGGAAUCAGAACGAGCUCCCACCGGCGAAGGAGUUCAUGGUUCUGGAACCAUACAAAAAAGGUCCUCUACUAAGGGUUGAGUGA